CUGUCCACAACCCUCCUUCUCCUCCCGUCCUCCUCCUCCACCAUACGUCUCCACACGGUCCCUUCUUUCCGCGAAGCCCCCGCCUUCCGCAACGGCAACACGUGCACCUCCACCGCGGACAAUCACAACUCCUCCUCAUCAUCAUCCACCGCCGACAACACCAUCCACAUCGUGAUGCCCCUCGACACCAACUACAUCCGCGGCACGAUGGCCGCCGUCCUCUCUAUCCUCCAACACUCCACCUGCCCCGAGAACGUCUCCUUCCACUUCCUCUCCCUCCACCUUGACCCCGACAUGCUCUCCCUCAUGCGCUCCACCUUCCCUUACCUCACCUUCCGCAUGUACCCUUUCGACCCAGACAGAGUCCGUGGCAAGAUCUCAAAAUCCAUCCGCCAGGCGCUCGACCAGCCCCUCAACUAUGCCAGAAUCUACAUGCCCGACAUCCUUCCCCCACAAGUCGGCCGCGUCAUAUACCUCGACUCUGACAUCAUCGUUGUCGAUGACAUCGCGAAGCUGUGGGGUGUCGACUUGGAGGGAAAAGUCCUCGCCGCGCCCGAGUACUGCCACGCGAACUUCACGAACUAUUUCACGGAUAGGUUCUGGUCGGACCAGGAUCUGUCGACGACUUUCCAAGGGAGGCGAGCGUGCUAUUUCAACACGGGGGUGAUGGUGGUGGACGUGGACGCUUGGAGGAAAGGAGGGUUCACGCAGAAAGUCGAGGAGUGGAUGGCGGUGCAGAAAAGCAAACGGAUCUACCACCUCGGAUCUCUGCCACCUGUCCUUCUCGUGUUCGCUGGCGAGAUCCGAGGGGUGGACCACAGGUGGAACCAACACGGGCUCGGAGGGGAUAAUCUUGAGGGGAGAUGCAGGGGAUUACACCCGGGACCGAUAAGCCUUCUGCAUUGGAGCGGAAAGGGGAAGCCGUGGCUAAGGCUCGACUCGAGAAGGCCGUGCGCGGUGGAUUAUCUGUGGGCGCCGUAUGAUCUAUACCGCUCCUCAAGGGUGGCUCUUGAAGAGUGA
Messenger RNA from Striga asiatica, 1020 nucleotides. The record is from the annotation of a GenBank genome assembly. NCBI's taxonomy places the organism in Eukaryota, Viridiplantae, Streptophyta, Magnoliopsida, Lamiales, Orobanchaceae.